Messenger RNA from Microthlaspi erraticum, 378 nucleotides. The record is from the annotation of a GenBank genome assembly. NCBI's taxonomy places the organism in Eukaryota, Viridiplantae, Streptophyta, Magnoliopsida, Brassicales, Brassicaceae.
AUGGAGUGUGCCACUUUACCAAGAAGAUUGAAACACAAAUGCGAUGAUCAUGUUUUAUCGUUGCAUCAUGGCGCUGAAAACUCCAACGGUCACUUGUGGUGUGAUGUUUGUGAGGGAAAGACAGAUCCUACUGUAUGGUUUUAUGGUUGUGAUGAUUGUGAGGUCACUCUUCACAUCGAGUGUGUACUUGGAGACAUGUAUUACUUAAAGCCGGGGAACGAAUACGUUGGAGGUGAACUAGUUCCCAACAAUGGUAUGUCUAGACCUAUUUGCAGAGUUUGCGAAAAGCAUUGCAUCAUCCCUUUCCUUCUUAAAAUGACCAUUGCUUCAGAUUCAAGUGUUGUAUACGUUUGUUCAAUCUUUUGUGGACAGAGAUAA